This is a messenger RNA of Akanthomyces muscarius, 1308 nucleotides long. RefSeq lists its product as uncharacterized. The transcript has 3 exons. The coding region runs from base 1 to 1308 and encodes 435 amino acids. Gene Ontology annotation, molecular function: DNA-binding transcription factor activity, RNA polymerase II-specific; zinc ion binding. Gene Ontology annotation, biological process: regulation of DNA-templated transcription. Lineage: Eukaryota; Fungi; Ascomycota; Sordariomycetes; Hypocreales; Cordycipitaceae. The record is from RefSeq and is a predicted model, not a curated record.
AUGUUCAUGACAUUGAAAUGCAGCCGGGGAGCGGAAGGCGGUAUCAAGCACGUUGACACAAGUGGCUCUUUCAACCGGCCACGAGAGUAUUAUUCAAGCAUUGCAUGCUCAACUUGUCGCAGUAAAAAGCUAGGAUGCAGUCGAGAAAAGAGUGGUUGUCGCCGAUGCCAAAGUCGGGGCGAGCUUUGUGUGUAUGAGCCUCCACGACACCGCGGCAAGAAGUCACAAAAACAGUCGACGCCCCCUCCAAAUACAGAAAGCACACAGAGUCCCAGGGAUGACCCAGUCAAUGCAAGUCCGGCACUUCAGCCGACGGCAAUGGUACCUGGAAACACAAUUCGUGCAACUGUCGCCGACUCUUGCGACCAGCAUGCCACUGUCAACCUCGCACCUCAACACCUGAGCGCAGACGCCGCCAAACAGUCAGCCAUGACUGAGAGUGCCUACUCGUCUUGUUCAGAUUCUGAUUUUCUGUCUGUCGACUUUAUGCCAGAGCUCAUCAAUUUCUCUGACGAUGUUCUUAUGCCUUGUCUUCCGGAAACACCACAAGCCCCCCGAAUCGAAUACAACGGGUCAUAUCAGCCCAAUGCAUCCGCGUUCACCGUUGAUCCCUUGUCAUACGAGCCUACCAAUGCAAGCAAGAAAGUGCCUGGGAGCCCAAUGGAUCUGGUCUCCCCCAUCGCAGUGUCUUCCGGUCUAUCACGGUCGGCUUCGGCUUCUGAGCAGAUAUACGACGAAGAGAAUUGUGAUUGUACCGGCAUAGCUCUUCGCUUACUCGAGGAGACCAUCUCUGCACCAAAACUUGAUGAAUGGCAAGGCACAGAGAGGAAGUUGUACUUUUUGAAGACUGCCAUCUCAGAGUGUGCUGCCCUCUUCGAGUGCAGCUGCCUGCAACACGACUCGGGUUUGUCCAUGCUGGUCGUUGUUGUGUACGAAAAACUGCAGUUCUUCUUUGAAGAUAUUUCCGAGUCCACAGGACAUCGCCUGGACCAGUCAAGAAGCAAUCCUCAAGCAUCACCUGGCAACUGGGGCCGGUCACACGUAGGCCAGGAUGAUGGUAGCCAAGGCCGUCAGAGAUUACACUCCCAGCCGCGGCCAAACCUGACCAUCGGCCACUACCACAUUGACACACGGGAAGAACACUUCAAUGUUAUGUCUGCGCUUGUUCUUCUCCAGCUCCGCCGACUGGCAGCUCUGGUGUCGAAACUGAAACGCAACGCAGCAGACCGCGAGUGGAAUGCGCAUGUUUCUUUAUUACGAAACUUGGUGCAUAGAAUGAAGAGUUUGUCUGCGACUCUUCAAAGAUGA